UUUGCGACCCUGAAUGGAGCGAAGUUAGCGUACAAUCGCGCGAUGCGAUAACCAGAUAACGAUGGUUAACUCAACUUAUAUGCAUACUCAGCAUAUUAUGCGGGCAACGAGAGGAAGAGGGAAAUGUUGCAGGCGUCUUUACAAACAGCUACAUUCAGUGGGUUAGAAAGGAAAUUAUAUAGAUGAAGAACAACGGACUUUUGCGAAGACAUCAUUUUUGGAAAGUGUGACCGGCUUAAAGCGCGCAAUUGUUACUCUUUUAGACUUUUGUUACUCACCGCAUAAGCGGCAUUUUCGAUUCUAGCCGUAUCGGCUCUGUGUUAGAGUCGGGGCCAUUUUUACAAACAGACACAAAAGGAAAUUAUCCAUGAACGUUACAUGUGAUUGGCCGGUUAUCCACGUGGAUUGUUGUAUAAACAUUUUCAGAAAUGGCAAGUAAAACGAAAAUUAUUAAUCUGACUAGGAUGUCCAGAAUAUUUCAAGGAACGAGCGGAUCGUUCGAUAGCGGAAACAAGACAGAUAUUACAUCUAAAAGUCAUAAGUUAAUGAUUAGUUAUGGAAUUAUUAAACCACUUAGUAUUGGCAUGUAUGCUCUAUUGCCAUUAGGACUACGAGUUUUAAAUAAAUUAAUUGAUAUUGUUGACAAAGAAAUGACAAAUAUCGGCGCACAAAAAAUACUACUUCCAGCGUUAACUCCUGCUGCGCUGUGGAAGAAAACUGAUAGAUAUAAUUCCAACAAUACCGAACUGUUUACAGUUACGGAUAGACACAAGAAAGAGUAUAUAUUGAGUCCAACACAUGAAGAAGCAGUCUGUGAUUUAAUAUCGUCAGCAGGACAAACUGUCCAGAUUUCCAAUAAAUUAUUACCUUUGAAGUUAUAUCAAAUUUCUAGCAAAUGGCGAGAUGAAAUGAAACCACGGCUUGGUUUCCUACGUAGCCGAGAAUUUAUCAUGAAGGACUUGUAUACGUUUGAUACUAGCUUAGACAAUGCACGACAUACGUAUGAUUUAGUCUGCGAGUCUUAUAAUAAUAUUUUUAGGCAGAUUGGUAUAAAGUAUACAAAAAGCAUAGGUGAUGUGGGAACAAUUGGAGGUCUGUUAUCACAUGAAUAUCAUUAUAUGUCUGAUAUUGGUGAAGAUACGAUACUUCAGUGUCCAUCGUGCCUUUUCUCUAUUAAUCAAAGUAUUUCUAAGACGACGAGUUGUCCAGAAUGUAAAAAUGAACUGCAUUUAUAUACUGCUGCUGAGGUAGGGCAUACAUUUUUAUUAGACACAAAGUAUUCACAGCCAUUAGAAGCAAUGUUUAUGGAGCAGAAUAAACCGACACCUAUGGUAAUGGGCUGUUUCGGUCUAGGAUUAAGUCGUAUCAUUACAUUAGUUGUCGAAAUCUUGUCAAUAAAUGAUGAGAUGAGAUGGCCUGUAAAGUUAGCACCAUAUACAGUAUGCAUCAUACCACCAAAGGCUGGAAGCAAAGAAGAAAGUACAUCUGCCUAUAUUGAACAGCUAUUUGAGAUAUUCUACAAACGCAAUAUUGAUACAAUAUUAGAUGAUCGCUUGCAUUACACGAUUGGUAAACGAUUAGUGUUUGCGCGUCGAUCAGGUUAUCCUUACAUAAUUGUCAUUGGCAAAGCGGCAACCCAAUCGAUUCCUUUAUUUGAAAUUCAUGAUGUGAAUAAUUCAACUUAUCAUGAAUUAUCCUUAGAUCAAAUGAAUGAUUAUUUCGAUAAUAUAAAUGUUAAAAAUUAGAGAUAUGAAC
This is a messenger RNA of Trachymyrmex cornetzi, 1755 nucleotides long. It is a transcript of the gene ProRS-m, whose product is annotated as prolyl-tRNA synthetase 2-like protein, mitochondrial. NCBI's taxonomy places the organism in Eukaryota, Metazoa, Arthropoda, Insecta, Hymenoptera, Formicidae. Gene Ontology annotation, molecular function: proline-tRNA ligase activity; ATP binding. Gene Ontology annotation, biological process: prolyl-tRNA aminoacylation. Bases 429 to 1745 code for a protein of 438 amino acids. Gene Ontology annotation, cellular component: cytoplasm; mitochondrion. The transcript is spliced from 7 exons. The record is from RefSeq and is a predicted model, not a curated record.